AUGGUUCUCUGCUACAAUUACUCAAUUUGCAAAUCAUCAAUAUUUUAAAGAUUUUGUAGAACUUAUAAAUGCAGAUGAUCAAGCCUCUUUAUUGUGCAGUCCACUCCAUGGAUUAAUUUGUGGAAAUAUGAAUAAGAAGCAAAACGACAAAUUUAGCAGCAAGUUAACACAUGAGUUCAUAAUGAGACUUAUAAACUGUGGUAAAAAUAACGAAGUUUGGGUACAACUAGACGAUCGUGUAGCACGUUUUGGCCUACAAGAAUUUUGUCUCAUAAUUGGAUUGCCAUGUCAUGAACCUACUGUUGGUCUAAAUUUUAGUAAUACUCGACUUAGAGAUGAAUACUUCGAUGGUUCAAAACGAAUAACUAUGAUAAGACUUUCUGAAGUAUUUCAUAUAUGUGAAGAUCGAGAAGAUAAAUUUAAGUUGAGAUUAGUUAUGUUUGUCGAAUGUGUUUUAAAACCAACUGGAAGACACAUCGAUUACAGAACUCUUGGAAUGGUUGAACAGCUUGAUGAAUUUCUUAUGUAUCCAUGGGGACGUAAGGCAUAUUUUGUUCUAUUACAUUCAUUACAAGAAUCACAGCUUGAAAGAAUACGAAGAAUGCAACAAAAUAACCAAGCAAAAUGUAAAUAUUCAUUGCAUGGUUAUCCACUUGUAUUCCAGUAUUGGAUAUACGAAGUUUUUCCUAAAAUUGGACGACAAUUUGGUCACCGUAUCCGUACAAGUUUAAAAUGUCUACGAAUGCAUAAAUGGCAGCCUCAAAUGGUAUUAGCGGAAAAUGUUAUUAAAGAAUUUUUAGUUACUGAAGAGGUAUGUUCAUUUCAGUAUACAAUUAAAUAUAUGUUUUAUUCUUUAUAAAUAAAUUUUAGAGAAUACGUCUGAUAUUUUAUUACAAUAUUACAAUUAUAAAUUACAGUAAUUGCAACGUUAAAUCCUACUGAAGCAGAAUUGGAAAUAUUCUGGUAUACAACUCUUUCACUGCCAAUUGACAACCAACAUUGUACACUAGACAGCAUUGUCAAUGGUGAAUUGGAAAAUACAACAGAACAAAUUCAAGCAUAUAACAUACAUCCACAAGAAACAACUGUACACAAUUCAAAUAGAAUUGAAUCUACUUCUUCCGGUACUUUAGACUAUGUAACUAAACAAGAUAUGGAACAGAUGUUCAAUGUACACAGACAAGAUGUCUUUGGUUUCUACGACAGCUUGAAAACACAGAUGAUUCAAGAAGCAACAAAGCAAAAAGCUCAGUAUCAUACGAUUCUUGAAAAUCAACAAACUCUCUAUCAGACACUUCUUGACAAUCAAAAACAAUUUUUUGAAGUGCAGCAAAAAAAUCAACAGGAACAUUUUCAGGGCAUACAAUCUGGCAUGCAUUCUUAUGUGGAUACCAGUUUCGGUUUACUGAAGUCUUACAUUGAUGAACAAAAUCGAAAUAUGCAGAAUCAGUUAACCAACUGGAAAUCACAUAUGGAAUCAAUUGUAGCCUCUGUACAACAUGAAUUGCCCCCUCCAACAAAUCAAGCUGAAUUUGAAAUGCCUUCAACAUCUGAACAUGCAGAAGACGUCGAAAGAUCAACAAAAGAAAAAAAGGUAAGCAAAAAGAGACACAAUCUCCAUCACCAACGGCAACGAAUACGUUAGAAGAUUAUAAUAUCGACAAAUACAAAAAUAUUAGAGAAUGGAUAUCAGAAAAUCCAUCAGAGUAAGAUAUUAAAUUUAACUUCGUUAACUUAAAUAUUUUAUUUCGCAUUUUACUUAUUUAAUAACAAUUUCAUUUUUUCUUAUAUAGUGCAUACUGGAAAGAUGAAAUCGGC
Molecule: messenger RNA, 1818 nt
Organism: Olea europaea var. sylvestris
Lineage: Eukaryota; Viridiplantae; Streptophyta; Magnoliopsida; Lamiales; Oleaceae
Exons: 2
Coding region: 128-859 (243 amino acids)
Source: RefSeq, a predicted model, not a curated record